GAUACUGGCUGGAUUACGAGAUCCACCUGGUGGAGAAGAGUCUGAAGGAAAAGGUGGAUUUGCCUUUUUUGAAGACUUUUGUCAAGAACUUCAGCACCAACAUCUCAGAAGACCUUCACUUCUCUCUGACCCCCUCACAGAUUCCGAUGCAGAUGAUGGGGCACGAACACAAGCCGCCGGACAGAGUUCGGCUGCCCAGGAGCCUGUUUGCAUCCCUGCAGAGCAGCAAGUUGGAGGUCCGCCUGGCCAUAUCUGUCCUGGACAUCGGGGCAGGGAAUGUCUUCAAGGGUCCCCGGCUCAGCCUGGAGGAUGACGGCAGAGUGCUGAACAAUCGCUUGGUGGGCUUGAGUUUCGGCCGCAUGCGUGUCACCGGGCUGGCCGAGCCUUUGGAGAUCACCUUCUCCCACCAGAGUCAGCCUCCCAACAUGACCCUCACCUGUGUAUUCUGGGAUGUGACUAAAGGGUCAACAGGAGACUGGUCUUCCAAGGGCUGCUCCACAGAGGUUGGAGCCAAAGGGACUGUGUGCCGCUGUGACCACCUGACCUUCUUCGCCCUGCUGCUGAGGCCAGUCUUGGACAAAGUCACCGUGAACGCCCUCACACGCAUUUCCCAGGCUGGGUGUGGAACCUCCAUGAUCUUCCUGGCCUUCACCGUUGUCCUCUACAUUGUCCUGAGGUUCUCCCAGCAGAGGUUCAAGUCAGAAGAUGCCCCCAAGAUCCACGUGGCCUUGAGUGUUAGCUUGUUUCUCUUGAAUCUAGUCUUCCUCAUCAAUGUGGGGCAUGACCCACAGGUGUCUAAAGGCACCUGUUGGGUUAAGGGGGCCAUUUUCCACUACUUCCUGCUCUGUGUCUUCACCUGGAUGGCCCUGGAAGCCUUACACCUCUACCUGCUUGUCAUCAGGGUAUUUAACACCUACUUUGAGCGCUACUUCCUGAAGCUGAGCCUCGUGGGCUGGGGUCUGCCAACCCUAAUGGUCAUUGGCACCGGGAUUGCCAACAGCUAUGGCCUCUACACCAUUCGUGACGAGGAGAACAGGACCUCACUGGAGUUGUGCUGGUUCAGUGAGGAUACUUCCAUCAUUGCCCUCUACAUCACUGUCCAUGGCUACUUCCUCAUCAUCUUCCUCUUCAGCGCUGUGGUCCUGGGCCUGGUGGCCUGGAAGAUCUUCACUCUGUCAAGUGCCACAGCAGGCAAGCAGCAGCGGAAGCACUGGAAAGGGUUCCUCACCUUGCUGGGCCUCUCAAGUCUGGUGGGCAUGACAUGGGGGCUGGCCAUCCUCACGCCCCUGGGCCUGUCAACCAUCUAUGUCUUCACACUGUUCAACUCCCUGCAAGGUGUCUUCAUCUUCUGCUGGUUCAUCAUGCUCUACUUCCCAAGCCAGAGUGCCGUGUCCUCCUCUUCUGGUCCUGCACGAGUAGAGCAGACCCACACGACGUCACACGAAUAGGGGGCUGGCCCUGCGCCCUGGACUCAGCUCUGACUUGCUGUGUGACCUUGGACAGCUCCCUGCCUCCUUCUGGGCCACAGUUUCCAUGUCUGUACAGAUGGCUGGGGAGGGGACCAGAUUGGACCACAUGACCUCAAAGGUCCCACGGAGCUUCAGCUAUGGUCUGAGAGUCCACACAUCCAAGACUACAGAAGUCUAAAGUUCCUAUAAUACUGAGAUCCUUGCCAGCACAGAGCCACACUGUCACCCCUGCCGCCAUGCCUCACUCCCCGUCUUCAUAGCAAAGCACCUAUGUCUCCCAUCGCCCACUUUCUGGUCUCAGUAAGGGCACAGCUGGUUGGCACAGCCCCUCAAAGGAGCCCCCAGCCUCCCCCUUCUUCUCUCUUGUCACUGCCCUUCUACAGUUCCACCCUCUGGCUGCCUGUAGUGAGGGACAUUUGGAAGGUAUCAUCCUCUCAGGCACUGGGGCCGCUGUGAAUUGGAGGUUUGUUAGGGGGGUUGGUCCUCCCAGCCAGCUUGCUCCUGGUCUCAACUAGUCCCACCAGAGCCUAUUUUCACAGAAGAGUCCCCACCAUUCGGGGGCUGGCAGCCCUCCAGUUCUCCAGGGCACUAAAUUUCAGAGAAUGCCACAUACUCAGUGGUGUAAUACCUCAAGAAAGCCCCUCAGCACCCACUCUGCCGCGUGGUGGUCCAACCUCUGAUCUGCUGUCACCGUGGGGUGGAGGUCUAGGGCUAUGUACAGCCCAGGGCAGAGGGGCCAGGCCAGGGAAGGGGGCUGGGCUAAGCUGAGAGAGGGAGGACCUUUCCUCCAAAAUCUGAGCUCAACAGAGCAGGCACUUUGACAGCCUCACUCACCUGGUCAGCCCAGCCCUGGUGCAUUUCAGGCCCUGAAAAUAUUUGCUGGCUGAAUAGGAGGAUGUGAGUUUGGCACCAGCCUGACAGGGCCCUGAGCUCGGGGAAUAUCUCUGGCCAGACCCAGCUUGGGUCUGUCACUUCCUGUGGCUGGACCUCUAUGUAGCAAACGUGUACUGUUUCCUCAGUAGGAAACAAAAAGAGGCAGAGAUAACAGAGAUAGAGGAGGGGGUUGAGAGAUGGAGCGAGAGAGAGAAAACAGACAAGCUGACACAAAGAGAGAAGGCAGAGAGAGGGAGAGAUGCAGAAAGACAGCAGCAGCACCCCUGCCCAGCCUGCCCCGACCAGGAGGGCAGACACUGGUAUCCGUCCCCCUCCCCAAACCCCACCCCACAUGUUCAUGUCCCCACUGUAGCCUUUACUUACCAACCAUCGAGGGCAUCUCACCCCCUACCCAAUCCCCACCCUCUCCAGGGGCUUUGGGCACGGUCAAGCACCCUCUACAGGUGAGAAGUUAUUAUUAGACCCUCCCCACAGCCCCUGGGCUGCCAGCCUCCUCCCAGAUGCCAAGCUCUGGCAGGAACUGGACCAGCAAACAGAUGAAAGACAGGAAGGCGGGCGCCCUUGUUUUACGCAAGUCGCUGUGUUCCUGGAAGGGAAAUCCUAGGGUGUGGACAUUACACCAGUUAAGCCACACUUUUAUACACACAUCAGUUUUUGUGCGCACAUUUGGUGGGUUUGGGGGCUUAUCUUCACAGACGUCUCUUUCUCACCUGAAGAGCUCAGCUCCCCUUAUCCCAAAGCCUCAGCGUUACCAACCUGUUCACAGAUACAGAUACAGACGAUAGUGUCUGACAGGCCCGGGUUCAAAUCCUGGCUCUGCUACUUUGGGGCUGUGUGACCCUGGCCAUGCCACCUCACCUCUCUGUGUCUCAGUUUCCCCCUCUGUAAAGUUGAGAUCAAGUCCUUUCCUUGUCCUGAGAGCAUUAAUUGAGGUGACAAAAGUAAAGCGCCCAACACGGACUCAGCAGGAGUCAGUGGUCUUGGCUCCCUGAGACCCCCCUUGGCUUAAAGAAAAACCAUGUGGAGCCUUUGUGGAAAGCAUGACCCUAUGCAACUUGUAUGUAAACUAGGAGGGGUGUGAAAGUUAAAGCUCCCUUCCAGAUUCCUCUACAGCUCUGCCAAGUGGACCAGCCCUGUGUGGGGACGAGGCACGGAGGCCCCGAGAGACCCUGCAAUUACACAAGGACACUCUGCGAGCUGGGUUGAUGUUGGGCUGGGGCCUCCCUGGGUUGCUGGCACCUUCUCUCAGGGCAUACCCUGGGUUCAAGAAUUAUCACCUCGUUCUGAUCCCCCAAGCCCUAGUCUGUGGCUUUCCCAGACAUGCUCUGUGGGAUGUGGGACCAACAAAACCACGAGCCCCAAAUGGACUGGGUUUCUUGGUACAUAUGGAGAGGGUAGGUGAGGGGUACAGUUAACAAUGGAGGUAUGCUAUUUUUCUGCUGGCUCUUCACCCCAGGGCCAGGCAAGGGCAGAGGGGCUGGGGUUCCUCAUUGCCUGGGGUCACUGCAAAAGCAGCUCCAAGUGCCAGGCUGAACACAUGCUAAGGCCAGGCAGGGUCAUGGUAAAAAUACACCCCAAGGCCCAGCGCGAAUGUACAGGGUUGCCCUGUCACUGAACCGUCCCAAUAGCAACCGAAGAAGUGGACAGCUUUAUGGUCAAGAGUACAAACUCUGGGGUCAGUGCCUGGUCCAAAUCCUGCCUCUGCUACUUGCCUUGGACCAAUUCUUCACCUGCUGAACCUGUAAAGCAGGAAUAGCAGUAGCUGCCCCACAGGGCUGAUGAAGGAUUAAAUGAGAUAGUGGCUGAUAGCACCUGGCCCACCUGACUCAGCAGGAAUGUGGCUGAACCAGAGAUUGGCCAUCACCUUAUCAGGCGUUGGGCUACAGUAGUCAUCUGUGUGCUACGGGAAGGGUCCCCCCCUCACCACUACUGUGGCUCCCUGGUUCUCUCUGUUCUGCCCCAAUUUCUUCAUUCCUAGUAUUUUUUUUCAACACAAUAUAACAAAUACACAGGAAAAUAAGAAGACUUACUUGCUCUGUACUCCCAGACAGAUAACUUAGUAUCAAAAGAUAAAAAUCCUUUACAAAUUAAUCUAUGAAUACAAU
Molecule: messenger RNA, 4468 nt
Organism: Hipposideros armiger (great roundleaf bat)
Lineage: Eukaryota; Metazoa; Chordata; Mammalia; Chiroptera; Hipposideridae
Gene: ADGRG3
Product: adhesion G protein-coupled receptor G3
Exons: 10
Coding region: 147-1448 (433 amino acids)
Biological process (GO): cell surface receptor signaling pathway; adenylate cyclase-activating G protein-coupled receptor signaling pathway
Cellular component (GO): plasma membrane
Molecular function (GO): G protein-coupled receptor activity
Source: RefSeq, a predicted model, not a curated record